Molecule: messenger RNA, 3874 nt
Organism: Seminavis robusta
Lineage: Eukaryota; Bacillariophyta; Bacillariophyceae; Naviculales; Naviculaceae
Source: the annotation of a GenBank genome assembly
GCGCGACCAACUCUGAUCUUGGCAUCAUUCAGAGGUGACUGAUGGCCAAUGACUGGAUGCCUCCAGCUUGCCAGAUCUUGACGACAGGACCACAACUUUGCUGCCUCGACUUUGGCAUCCCAGUGAAGUAACUAUCCGAGUGAAAGAAGAAGCAACCAAGACAACCACAAGCAAGUGUUUUCUAUUACUAGCUAGUUUAGUAGAAGGAUAAGAGAAGAACCAUGGAUCUGUUGAAGGAUCUGAGUAUCGAUAAGAUUCGCAAUGCUGCCGAGGAUGCUUUGAAUCAAGUGAAACCCAAAACCGAUGUGGAAGCUCGUGUCUACGAAGUACUGUCCCACAAAAACUGGGGCGCUGCCAGUUCCAUCAUGAACCAGAUUGCCCGUGAUACCUGGGAUUACGAAAAGUUUGCCAUUAUCACCCGCAUCAUGUGGGAAAAUAUCGAGACGCAGCGUCCUUCGGCCUGGCGGGUCAUUUUCAAGGGACUGACACUCUGCGAACAUCUCGUCAAGAAUGGCAGCGAACGAUGCGUCGACGAUGCCCGCAAUCACGGACACGUCCUUCGAAAAUUGCAUCAAUUCAAUUACUACGAAGGCACCAUUGAUCGAGGAUUGGGCGUUCGUGAAAAAUCCAAACAGUUGGUCGAAAUGCUCAGUGAUAACGAACGCAUCCGUGAAGAACGACAAAAGGCACGCAAGUUGCGCGAAAAAUUCCAAGGAAAAAAUGCCACGGCGGCCGGUGGUGGUGGUGGCACUGGAUAUUCGGGUGGAGAUGGAUGGAAUACUGGAGGAGGAGGAGGUGGAGGAGACAAUUGGAAUUCGGGUGGAGGAGGUAAUGAUUGGAAUUCGGGCGGAGGUGGCGGCGGAUAUGCACAAGGUGGUAUUGAUAGUGGAAGCAAUGCCAGAGGGCGCUAUGACGAUGAUAGAGGAACUUCAGCAGCAGCAGCAGCAGCAGGACCUACGUUUGCUCAGGUGCCGCCCAAGAAGAAAACUGGAACCAAGAAGGUUAAGAAAAAGAAGGCCCCGCUCCCCACUCCCUCUGCUGCCUCACCGGCCCCGGCUCCGGCUCCUGAUGUAGAUCUGUUCUCGUUUGGAGACGAUUCCCCAGCUCCUGCUGCGGCAGCGGCGGAUGAUGAUUUUUCUGGAUUCCAAUCCGCUUCGGGAGGCGGUGGCGCCGAUCCCUUUGGUGGUGAUCCAUUUGCGGCUGCACCUGCCAGUGCCCCCACUAGUACUAGCGCCGUGGGAGGACAGCAGCAGCAACCUGAUCCGUUUGCAGCGCCGCAACAAUCUCAACCAACCAGUAUGAAUAACAUGACGAACAUGUUUGGAAACAUGGGCAUGGACGGUGGCGCUGCUGCCGGUGGCAUGAUGAAUAAUCCCAUGAUGGCCAAUAACAACAUGAUGGGCGUCAACAACAACAUGAUGGGAGGAGGAAUGAUGGGCGCCAACAACAACAAUGCCAUGAUUGGCGCCAACAAUAAUGUCAUGGGCGGAGCUAUGAUGGGUGGCGCACCAAUGAUGGGUGGUGGUGCGGCUCCAGCCCCCCCAGCCGACGAUGAUGACUUUGGUGAUUUUGAAGGGGCAUCGGGAGGAAUGGCUGCCUCGACACCUGCUGCUGCCGCAAGUAGCAAGUCGUCCGAUCCAUUUGGUUCGCUAGUUUCGUUGGACGGAUUGUCCAAGAAUCCCAAAAAGGAAAAUAAGCUUGAACAGCCCAUCAUUUCCAACGCAGCAGCUGCGCAAUAUAUGCAAGAUAAGCAACACGGCGUUGGUGUAGCGGCACCCCAGGACGCUGCGAGGAGUGCCGCCAUGUCAUUUGCUGGAAUUGAUGGAUUACAAAAGACCCCUGCUGCUGCCCCCAUGGGAAUGGCCAUGGGAGGUGGCAUGGGUAUGGGUGGUGGAAUGUCGUCUCCAGCCGCUUCCGGAGGAAUUAACCCAAAUGUCAUGGGCAGUGGAGGUGGAAAUGCCAGUUUGAUUGGAGCGUUGGAUCCUCAGGCCAUGAUUCCCCAGAAACAACCGCAGCAGCAGCAACAGGGAAUGCCAGCAGGAGUUAUGAACCAGCAAAUGAUGAUGAUGAUGAUGCAAAACCCUCAAAUGAUGCAGCAAAUGAUUGCAAGUGGUCAGAUGACCCCCCAACAGCAGCAACAAAUGAUGCAGAUGAUGAUGAUGUCCCAACAAAUGAUGGGUGGACAAGGAGGCAACAUGAUGGGCGGACAAGGGGGCAACAACAUGAUGGGCGGACAAGGAGGCCAAAUGGGUGGUCAACCCGGCGGCUUCGGAGGUUUCUAAGAAUUGCUUCGCCAGUACUCGUUGCGCCUUGCUGAAGAUAUCACAACUCCACCCAUGUUCAUCUACCCACCAAUCUGCACACUCAGCGUUAAUCCGGUUACGGAAGAUAGAAAUUUGCUUGACUGUUGACGUUGCGCGCAGCUCUGCCGGAGUUGUCUCGGUUGUGCCGCAAGUCAUUGUGUUGUUUUCUGUUUUUUACGUUGGUGGUCUAUCAAUUCAUUUUAUUUUAUGUUUCUCUAUUCUAGAAAUGAAAAGGCGAGCAAUUCGUCCGGAAAGCACUACACAAAGUACUCGUAGGUGGCGCUCACGACACACUUGUCUCCUGUGGGCGAUUCUGCUGUGGCCGUUGCCAGCGCAUAAAAGUGAUCGCUGUCAUUGGCCUUGAGUUCCACAGACCAGUCCAAGACGGUGGGAUUCUCAAACUGGAUGUCUUGACCGGGUUCCAUGUGCAGAUCGUCAAAGGCUGGAAGACCACUGGUUGCCAUUGUCACUCGCUUCAACGUCCACGUCGUAGCCUGGUUCAGCUUCUGGAUUCGAACAUCCACUCCCACAUUCAUUGCGGACGGUGGCGCUUCUGCUGACAACCCGCAUCCUUCUUCGUGGCAGACGAUCUCGAUAGAAAGGUUUUGUUCACACGCCUGAAGCUGGCGGGGAGCUCCGCGAGUUCCAGCGGCCUGGCAUGUGCCGGAGAGAAGCGUCGCGAAGAUCAUAAUGCUGGCGAAAAGGUUGAAGGUAACAGAGAUGCUCAUUGUUGGUUCGUUGGCUGCUUCUGAGUAUUGUUGUGCUUGUUGCUUUGUCGUUUUUGUUUUUGUGAGAAUACUCGGAGGCUUGAUCAUCAGGAACCCGACGAUGGGUCCAACUGGGAGCGGAGCAGUGCAUGCCUGUUCCGAUAUUUUGGGCCAGUGUGCAUUGUUGCACGAUCAACUCCCACAGCUUCCUGCACCAAGCAUGCCUGCGCAUGCUCAUGCACGCAUUGAUGUUGCAUGCAAUCAUUCUGUGCAUGUCGGGGGUUGGGGUAAACCUUUUGAAAUUGGCAAAACCAAUCAAUCUUCCGAAGCAGCCAUAAGGAUUGUUAGUCCCUCUGAACUGCCAGUAUGCAUAGAAGAUGCUGGCCGCACAGACCAUAUUAUCUGUGAAUCGAAUCAUAGAACCUUUUCAGCAGGUUCAAAUUUCCAGACCAAUCCUUUCUCCUUUUUUGUCAUUGCUGGAGUGGAGCCAAUCCAGGAAAACCUUCAAAUUUCGAUUCUACCAGAAAUAUGGUGGAACUACCAAUAUAUUACUUUCGUACGGUUCUUUACGGUACCCUGAGGUGCUGGGCAAGGCACCCGUAUGAUUGCAGGUCGAAACAGCCCAUACAGUUUCUGCCCCCCGCAGGAGCAUGUCUCGGACCCAAGCGCCUACAGAGAGGUAUGCAAAGUUCGAAUAGGAUUUUCAUUCUUUUUCUCGUUGUUGCUGAUGAUUUCUCUAGUAGUGGAUUUACAACACACAGUUGUCAGGGUAAUUGUCGUACCAGUACGUGACGCCACGAAUCUUCAAUCUCAAGAGCACACAAGGUCGAUUGAUGGUCAUGACAUCGUCACAAUGAAGGAAAC